AUGGCGUGGGAGAAAGGAUACAGGAAAGUCUUACUGCAGUUGGAUUCCACCACAGCCAUCAACAUCCUAUCAUCCCAUGAUCAUACUGAGCACAGGUACCGUAACCUGGUUUUGCAAUUUCAAGGUCUGAUACAGCGAAACUGGGAAGUCAGAAUUUCCCAUAUUUACAGAGAAGGGAACAAGGUGGCCGAUUUCCUUGCUAAUACAGGUCACUCUGUGAGCAUAGGUUAUCAUGUCUUUGAGAGUUCAGACUCGGGUCUGACCUAUUGGAUUUUGUAUGAUGUUUUGGGUAUUUCCCAAACCCGUUUAAUUUAA
Molecule: messenger RNA, 315 nt
Organism: Linum tenue
Lineage: Eukaryota; Viridiplantae; Streptophyta; Magnoliopsida; Malpighiales; Linaceae
Source: the annotation of a GenBank genome assembly